UAAAAAAAAGAGAAACAUACUUAGAUUGCAAGGUACAUUGUCAAAAUACUGUGAAUAAUAAUAAUAAUAUAGUAGCAAUGGCACAAUUACGAUCCCUUGUUGGUUCAGCUCUCUUCUUUGUGCUGUCUGUUUUCCUUGUAAUAUUGGCCUGCACAACGGCAUCCCAACGCAAUGCAUGGCCGCUUAUAUGCUUUAUUUUAUACUGCCUUGCCAUAAUUCCCUUGAAUUUGGCUGUGAAGCAGUGGGAAUAUAACAUUAUGGAUUUUGAUGAGGCCUCCUUCAAUUCGCUGAGUCUGUUCCUCAGUGGGGUGUGCCUGGCUUCGGGGCCGUUGCUAGCUUUGGUUCUAUACCAUACCAACAACAUCUCAGUAGGAGCGUUACUCCUCACUUGGUGUAGCGGCAUGUCCUUUCUAGGUAUGUGCUUGAUAAUGUUUACCUCGGACUCUAACGAUGAUGAUGACUUCUUGAAUGCAUAAAAAGUAGCGAAAAGAAUCAAAGAAGUUUGAAUCGAUCCCAACGAGUUAAAAUAAGUACAUAUAUGUAUUUGGUUAAUCUAUAAUUGUUGAAAAAUCAAAUAAUGUAGUGCUUCUUUGUUCAGAUAAGAUAGAGAAUCGAUUUUCAGAUUGUAUUUGCUUAAGUAUUAUAUCUACCGACAACCUUACAUGUUUUUGAAGCUGAAUGCAGUCCCAAGCGGAAAUAUGUAUGAAGUCAACGUAGAAAGGUGAAAAGUAUUAAUCCUGUUAAUGGGAUAUCAGUGUAUAUUUGCAUGCAUUUCAUAGUAAUGUCAAAAAUUCUAUUCGUUUGAAUAGCCUCCAA
Phytomonas sp. EM1 is the source of this 816-nucleotide messenger RNA. The record is from the annotation of a GenBank genome assembly. Lineage: Eukaryota; Euglenozoa; Kinetoplastea; Trypanosomatida; Trypanosomatidae.